AUUACUCACCCCAGAGCCCUCUGACUGCAAACGCUCCGCCCUUUUGAUUCGAAAUCAACGAGACUAUAACGGCUUGGCAUACUGACUAGGUCGCGACUAUGGUGAAGAUACGCUUACAGCCGUCCGAAACGGACAAUGUACAUGGAGAAAUGGAGAAGAUAAAUAAGGCUUGCGCUUUCUCUUCGUCAACUUCAUCCAAGCCAUCCUCUCCUCUCACACUCUCAAGUUCUUCAAUUUGUCAAUCUUCAAUUUGUCAAUCCAUCAUUUACCACUACGAUCCACAUCCGCACCCACUGCCUACACAGAGAUAUGACUGACCUAAUACGGGAUGCCCCUAUUGGGCAGCUCAUCCGCUUCGUAACGAGGAAGCGAGUACUCCAGUACCCAGAGGAGAGGCCCGACUUUGUGCUGCCGGACUGCUAUACCCAGAAUAGCGAAAAAGCCAGCCGAAUCUCCACCGAACGCACCCAGUCCCAGCAAAGAAGCGAGAAACCUGCCAACGAGGAGCCCGCUCCCUCUGAUCCAGAUGUGCUGGAUGAGAGCUCAGAUGACACAUCGGACAGUUCAGAGAUUGAACGAAUAAAGACGGCCAACACAACACGCACUACGAGGAGCCAGUUGUCCAAAGUCCCGACUACGACAGCCUUGCACCAUUCCAACACAAGAGCAGAUCUCGAGCAACAGUUCACACUCGCAUCAAUAGAGAGGGGUCCGACUCGCCCAAUCGAACCGGAGAAGCUCGAAGAUGGCACCAUACUGGUGGACUGGUAUACAACCGAUGAUCCUGCCAAUCCCCAGAAUUGGAGCUUUGGCAAGAAGGCCUUUGUACUACUGCAGAUCCUCCUGUACACGACUGCUGUCUAUAUGGGCUCAGCCAUCUACUCGCCUAGUAUAGGGGGUGUGGUAGCACGAUUUGGCGUCUCGGUCAGCGCUGCUUCCCUGGGCCUGUCCAUGUAUGUUGUUGCCUACGGCCUUGGACCCCUUCUUUUCUCGCCCUUGAGUGAGAUUCCGGUAGUUGGCCGGAGUCCUCCGUACAUCAUCACCUAUGCUAUCUUUGUUAUCCUCCUGGUCCCCACGGCACUGGUCGAUAACUUCGCCGGCCUCAUUGUGCUCCGGUUUCUCCAGGGCUUCUUCGGAAGCCCUUGUUUGGCCACUGGCGGUGCCUCUCUCCAGGACAUGUACAGCAUCAUGAAGCUCCCUUAUGUGCUGAGCUUAUGGGCCUUCUCAGCGACGUGUGGACCUGCGCUGGGCCCCAUCAUCUCUGGGUUCAGCGUCGAAGCCAAGAACUGGCGGUGGUCCAUGUGGGAAAUGCUUUGGAUGAACGGCCCGGUUUUUCUCCUCAUGUUCUCCUUCCUUCCCGAGACGUCCUCCGCAAACAUCCUCCUCCGCCGCGCCCAACGACUCCGCGCUCUGACGGGCAACGACAAGCUGAAAUCUCAAAGUGAAAUCGACCAAGCCAGUCUCACGGCCCGCGACAUCACCAUCGAGGCCCUUGUUCGGCCUUUCCAACUCGUCUUCCUCGACCCCGCCAUCGCCUUCACAGCCAUCUACACAGCUUUGAUGUACGGAAUCUUCUACUCCUUCUUCGAGGCCUUCCCCAUGGUCUACAUCGCCAUGUACGGCUUCAACCUCGGCGAAAUGGGUCUGACUUUCCUCUCCGUCACCGUUGGUGUCAUCCUCAGUCUUGCUUGGUACUGGUACUAUAUCCAUCACUACGUCGAGCCCAGCAUUCUGGCCAACGGUCUCGGUGCCCCCGAGGGUCGUCUCCGGCCCGCCCUGUUCGUCACCUUCUUCAUCCCCAUCGGGCUAUUCCUCUUUGGCUGGACCGCGAAUCCCAAGAUCCAUUGGAUUGUGUCGUGUAUCGGGAUUGUCAUCACCACGAUCGGCAUCUUCCUCAUCUUCCAGUGCAUCUUCCUGUACCUGCCUCUCGUGUACCCGCAGUAUGCGGCCAGCCUCUUCGCGGGGAACGACUUCUUUAGGAGUUCGCUUGCGGCGGCUGCGAUUCACUUUUCUUACCCCAUGUUCCACAACUUGGGGGUUGGCAGGGCAAUCUCACUCCUGGCGGGGUUGACGGUAGCCUGUAGUGCGGGGACGUUUGGGUUGUACCUUGGAGGCGCGAAGCUGAGGGCUAGGAGUCGGUUUGCUGCGCGGUAAGGGGAGGAAGGUCUCUGAUUGAGAUGAUUGGAAAACUUUUGAUUCUCGACGGGCAUCUGUACAUUGCACGGGUAUUAAUGACUUGGUAUCAUAGCACUUUGAUUUUCUUUUCUAAAAUAAUGAUGCAUCAUGGGAGCUGCCAUUGGGGUUUCUAGACAGGAUAGAAGGGAAUGUCUAAUGUUGAUGUCGGCUUAGAACAACAAUAGAACUGCCAUCUCGAGUGGUUUGAAACUCGUGCGU
This is a messenger RNA of Westerdykella ornata, 2394 nucleotides long. RefSeq names its product benomyl/methotrexate resistance protein. The coding region runs from base 310 to 2154 and encodes 614 amino acids. NCBI's taxonomy places the organism in Eukaryota, Fungi, Ascomycota, Dothideomycetes, Pleosporales, Sporormiaceae. The transcript has a single exon. The record is from RefSeq and is a predicted model, not a curated record. Gene Ontology annotation, biological process: xenobiotic detoxification by transmembrane export across the plasma membrane. Gene Ontology annotation, molecular function: fluconazole transmembrane transporter activity.